Messenger RNA from Clarias gariepinus (North African catfish), 5101 nucleotides. Its product is annotated as GTPase IMAP family member 8-like. The record is from RefSeq and is a predicted model, not a curated record. Bases 2233 to 4080 code for a protein of 615 amino acids. Gene Ontology annotation, molecular function: GTP binding. NCBI's taxonomy places the organism in Eukaryota, Metazoa, Chordata, Actinopteri, Siluriformes, Clariidae. The transcript has 5 exons.
UUGGACUGUGCUGUGUGUUCAGCGUGCAAAAGCACAUAGAUACAUGAGUAUCAUAAGCAUAGUGUAAUGAACACUCAUCAAGAUGAACAUUCAUCCUCCUGUUGUUCAGUUUGUCAUUAGUGCAAGAAACAUACAUUUUGAGUUGUUGUUUAAAGAUUGUCAAAGACUCCACUGUACUGACAUCUAGAGGAAGUUCGUUCCACUUCUUAGGCACCAGAACAGAAAAGUGUCUUCAUAAAUGUCUUCCUCAAUCUCUGAGAGAGGGUGGGAUGAGACAAGCAGUGCUGGCGGACCGAAGGAAACGUGGUGCAGUGUGUGGUGUGAUUAGGGCAGAGGGGUAAGUGGGUGCUGGGCCAUUUUUAGAAUGAAUUUUAGAAUUUUUUUUUAGAAUUUUUGCCCAGCACCCACCACCCAAAUGACAGAUGAUUGUCCACAGUUACCCCAAGAUUGCAGGCAGAGGCUGAAGGACCCCCUCCAUGUCACCUCAUACAACCUUCUAAGUAAGAAGAAAACCAUUGCCACGCUGUUCCACAGACUUCAUAUCCAAGAAAAGAUAAUAGAAUCGUGUGGUUCACUGUGUAAAAUGCAGCUAACAGGUCCAGAAGGACGAGGGCCGUGGAGAGUUUGGUCGAUCUAGCAGGAUGGAGCUCCUGAGUGACUGACAGAAGGGUAGUCUCUAUGGAAUGUGCCACUUUGAAUCCGGAUUGGUUGGGAUCAUUGAGGUUGUUCUGUGUUCGAGAUAAAGAGACAUUUGAUUAUAAACAGUCGCUUCAAGAAUUUUGGAAAUAAAAGAGACAAACAAUACUGAGCGAUAGAUGCUGACGUCUGAUGGAUCCAGGCAGGGUUUCUUAAUGAAGGGAAUAACAGCAGGAACAGCCAGAUGAUAUGGAAUGGUUAAUGAUAGUUUGGGUGAAGGGAAGGAGGUCUCGUAAGAUGGCCUAAGCAUUGUGGAAGAUCACAAACAUCUCUUCUGUGUAACAUGGCGACAUGGACAUUUAUGCAAGUUAAACGGUUGUUUAUUUUUCCUUGAUACAAAUAGAAAUGUGAUUCAAAUAUGGUGAUGCAUAAUGUUUUCACUUUAUAUUUUUUAUUCAUUAGUUUUAUUUAAUUAUUUCAUUAUUACCUAUUUAUAUAUGAUUAAGUUUAUUUUGAAAAACAAAAAAAAUAACAACUACAAAUUGCAUUGCAGGUAAAAGUACAGAAUGAAGAUUGUUUAGCAGCUACUGUAUUCUGACUGUAAAUCAUAAGUUUUUCUUAUUGUAUUUUAUUUAACAUUACAUUUCUCUCUCUCUUGUUUUACAUAACACCUUCAGUACGGGUAAGUAAAUAAUCAAUUUUACAAUAAUUAUAAAGACUGAUAUUUCACAUUAAUAUAUUUUUUUUUACUUAUUCAAAGAUUUUCAUUUAUUGCAUAUGUAAAUAUAGAACAAUAGUGAAUGUUAUUCUGUAAUUUAAUGUGUUAAAUAUAUAAAUAAAUGUACUAUUAUAAUUUUUAAAAUAAAUUUAUUCAGUGUUAUGUCAAGGGUAACAGUAACUAUCACUACUAUCCACGUUUAUCAGUUAGCUUCUUUUCAACAAUUCACCUUUGCAUAACCUCACUGCACUGCAAUAACAUACUGUAACAAGAGCUGUUUAGCAUUUUGAGUAAAAGACACAACAAACAUGUAACAUUUAACACACACCACUGCCAGACUCCACCAGAAUCUCUCUCCUCUUAUACACUCCAUUUUCUCCUGCAUUAAUAAGGAGCUACACCUCAGUACGGGGAGGAGAUCUAAACGCACUAAUGAGGGAUUGUUCUCCACAUACACAGUGUUAUAAUUACAAAAAGAGCACAACAGUUUUAUCUUUGUAAGAAUUAAUGAAAUAAGGACACAUAAGUUAAUGAGUCGUUAUAUGGGGUAUGUUUCAGUAGCUGAUAAAUCUCUUUAGUGUGAGCAGAUGAUCAUCAGUACAGUGUAACAUAAUGUUAUUUAGGUUUACUGUGUGUGUUAAUUAAUUAAUUGUACAUUAUUUACUAGCUCAAAUCUGUUCAUAAAGACACACAUAAAAUGUUUAUAUGCAUUUUAUAAUUUAUCAUAAAAUUCUGCCAUUAUGAACAAAAAAAAUAUAUUUUAAUUUUCACAGCAACAGCAAACCGGAGAUCUAUGGAGGAAAGACAGAGAUCAUCAAGAGAACAACAUUUGGGUUAUUCAGAGUGACAGAAAAUGGACAGAAGAUGAGAAAUUGAAAAUGAAAAAAUCUGCUCUACAGACUGAACUGGACCAAGCAUCAAAAUCACUGGAACAUAAAGACCAACAGCUGGACAACAGAGAUCUACAUGAAAGACAACAACUGAAAUUGAAGCUGGAGGAAAAGGACAACAGACUUGUGGAGAAGGAGAAAGAAUUAAAUGAGAAAAAUGAAGAGCUGAAGAUUCUAAAAGAACGUUUAGAGACUAAUGAGAAGACUCUUUCUGAGAGAGACGCAGUGUUAAUGGAAACAAAUAAUAAACUUCAACAUGCUACUGAACAAGUUAAAGAGAAAAUCUCACAACUGGAGAAUAUGAACAAACUGCUGAGUGAGAAAGAAACACAGAUAAAGAACACAGAUAAAGAGCUGGAAACCAGUAAAAACAAACUGGAGACACUGGGACAUGAGCUACAGGACACAAAGAGACAACUACAGGAGAUGAUGAUCGUACUGGAGCAAAAGAAAACUGAGUUAGCAGAAAAAAACAAACAGCUUGAAGAGACAGAGAGACUUGUGGAGGAGAAAACAAAACAGCUGCAGGAACAGACAUCAUCAGCCCCAUUCAGGAGAAGAAACAGCAAGGACUUAAUACACCCAAUAAUGGGUGAAGAAUCGUCUAGUCCACAUUCUCCAGUGUCGGUUCCUGAACCAGAACUGAGGCUGGUGCUGCUGGGGAGGACGGGGUCUGGGAAGAGUGCAGCAGGGAACACCAUCCUGAGCAGAGAGGAGAGGAACCAGGCUGCUGCAUCUACAGCUACAUCUACAUCCACCCAGCAGAGUGAGAGCACACAGGGGGAGGUGGCUGGGAGGAAGGUGACUGUGGUGGACACUCCUGACUGGUUCUCUCCUGGACUCCCUCUGGAGAAGCUGAGACAGGACGUGGGACGCUGUGUCCAUCUGUCUGCUCCAGGACCCCACGCCUUCCUCCUGGUCAUACCUGUAAAGCAGUCUACAGGGGAGGAGAGAGGGAUGCUGGAGAAAAUGGAGGAGAUUUUUAGUGAGAGAUGCUGGAGUAACACCAUGAUCAUACUCAGUGUUACUGAUGAACUUCAGAAGAAGAACAUUGAGGAGUUUAUUCAAUCAGGAGACCAGGAGGUCCAGAGACUUGUAGAGAAAUGUGGGAACAGGUUUCACUGUCUUAAUAUUAAGGAGAGAGGAGAUGGUUCUCAGGUCUCAGAGUUGCUAGAGAAGAUAGAGAAGAUGGUGGAAGGAAACAGAGAGAAAUUCUACAGCAGUGAGAUCUACCUGGAGACAGAAUCUCAGAUUGGAGCAAUGCAGACUAAGAUCCAGAAGGAAAGAGAAGAGAAACGAAUGACAGAGGAGAUGAAAGUAAAGGAGAAAAUAAAUAAGGAGGUGCAGAAUUCUCUGGAAAUAAUAGAGGGAGAGAUCCAGGAGCAUGAAGGAAAAAUUAGACAAUUGAAUGACCGAACAACUGAACUGGAGAUAAAGAUGAAAGAAGCGAGACAUGAAGAGAAAAAGAGAGAACUAGAAAGGGAGCUGAAACAAGAGGUGGAGCGUAGGAUUGAAAUGGAAGAAAAGGUGAAGAAACUGAAAGAAAAGAGAAAGAGGGAGAGAAGAGAUGUGGAGGAGAGGCACCAACACGAGUUGGACCAUAUUAGGAAGGUGUAUGAAGGAAUGGCUAUGCUGGAGACAGAGAGAAACAUCAGGAAGAUACUCCAGAGAAGUAAUUUGGCCACAAAAUUGAAACAGAAAAAGUUCAGGAGAGACAUGGAAGAGAAGAACAGAGAGCUGGAGACUAUUGACGAGAAGUUUUCAGAGCUCUCAGACUGCUUGACGAGGUUUAUGGCAAAAGUGCGAAGUGAAUCAGAGGUAGAGAAAGCAGAUUAAGCAAGAUUAAUUCAUUAAUCACUUAGAGAUUUAAAAACUUUUUUUCUCUAAGUAACAUAGUUUAAAAGCCCCAGACACUCACCCAGUCAGAAAUUAAAUAUAUUAGCCAGGUAUUGUGGAAAUCACAGUGCAAGAGAUAUUAGCAUAAGGUAGUUUGAUAUUAACAUUUGGCAGUUUUAAUGAUCAGUUAAUAAGCAGGCCCAAACUGUUUAUUUCUGCUACGAAAACCUUGUAGGGGAAAAGGCAGAUGGCUGAAUUUUUAGAAUCAUAUCAAAGAGCUCUAUUAUACAGAACUAACUUACAAAAUUCAAGCUAGGAAUCUUACCUUAAGAGUGAUACAGGACCAAUCUCAGAACAAAUCUGGGCAAGGAAAAGACAAAACCUCUUAUCUCAGUGAGAAGAUAAAUGCUUGCUAUGACACAUUAAGAUUGAGAUUUGAUGAAUGGGUCCACCCACAACUACACCAUUGUGGGUUGGGUGGGCUGAACUACUGAGUGAAAGUCACUGGAGAACAAUAGCGUGAUUUUAGUUACUGUCCUUGCUGGCAUGUCCAUUUAGUUUCAGGUUUGGUUUUUAUGUAGCACACUUGGAAGCAAGUACAGUACUUCGUCUUCAGUAUUUCACCAUUUUUUCCUCUGCUUAAGAAACUAAUACGACUCUUACAAAUCUUACAAACUAAAGAAAUCACAUCUUACAACAUAGUGUUUGAGUCUUUUAUACAACAACAAUAUGAUAAAAAAAUAAUAAUAACAGCACACUAUUGUACAUUUACACCUUUGAGGUUACAUUUCAUGUUCUGGUACAUCCUUUUUAUCUUUUAUUUAUUUAUUUUUUUUGGUUGAAAGAAUCAUUCAUUUAUUUAAAAAAGUUACAUUACAGGACUACAUCCUUAUGAUUCUGUGAAGUUUUGUUAGAUGUUAUUACAUUUGUAAAAUGAAAAUUCUGUAAAUGUAAUAAUUUUCAUGUACAGUAGUGUAUUGUCAUGUAUUAAAAAAUAUGCCUUUCAUGUUGUAUGGUCUCA